Brenthis ino (lesser marbled fritillary) is the source of this 1233-nucleotide messenger RNA. Lineage: Eukaryota; Metazoa; Arthropoda; Insecta; Lepidoptera; Nymphalidae. The record is from the annotation of a GenBank genome assembly.
AUGAAGUUAUUUUAUGUGUUUAUGUUUUCAAUUCUAAGUUAUUGUGUGGGUCAUACAAAAUUAGACGAAGUGUUCUCUUGGAACCAAAUAACUUAUGAUUUGGAUGGCGUUGUAUAUAAACAAAAUGCAGACUACAAAAGAACACCCAGCGGACUGCAUUUCGAGCAGGAAUUGGAGGAUUACGAAAAAUUCUUCAUUCAAUACAAUAAUGUGCCUAUUGGUUUCGAAGUUUAUGGCAAAAGGGUGAUUGUUACUGUACCGAGGCGACGAUAUGGCAUUCCCUCAACUCUAAACUUCGUGGAAAUAUCUCCAAAGAAGUCUCCACCGUUGAAGCGGUAUCCAGGGAGUGAGAACUUAAUAUCAGUAUACAGGCCCAGGAUAGAUCCCUGUGACAGACUUUGGAUGGUGGACACGGGACUCUUGGAAGUUCCUGGUAACAGAACUCAAGUGAAACAGCCAGCAAUAGUCGUAUACGAUUUAAAGACGGACAAACAGAUAUUGUAUUAUGAAUUGAAAAGUACUGAUUUAGUGAACGAGAGAUCUUCUGGAGGUUUAACAUCAAUAACCGUAGACGUAACAAAAGAUAACUGUGACGACGCACACGCAUAUAUCAAUGAUUUGGCGACAGAAGGAAUGGUUGUGUUUUCCUUAAAAAAUAGAGAUAGUUGGAGAAUCAGUCAUCCAACAUUCGUUCAUGAUGAAAAAUCAUUAAAUUUUACAGUUGCAGGCUACGUAAUAAAUUGGAAAGACGGUAUGUUCAGCAUCGCACUCUCAGAAUCCGAUGAAAAUGGAGAUAGAACAGCAUAUUAUCACCCUCUAGUAUCUACUGAGGAGUUUUCUGUUAACACUAAGUAUCUUAAAUCUGGCAACACUGCGCUCGAUAUAGAUAAGUUUAAGGUACUUGGCCCAAAAGGAUCUAAUACCCAAAGUGGAUCACAUGACUAUCAUUCUAAAACGAAGACGUUGUUCUUUUCGAAUGUCGCCCAAGACGCCAUUUUGUGUUGGAGAGUUGACAACAAGAUGGCGCCUGAGAAUAUAGGAAUUUCUAUUCAGGAUCAUAGGAAAUUAGUGUACAUUUCAGAUUUAAAAGUGAUAGGCGAUGAUGUGUGGGUUUUAGUCAAUAAAAUGCCGAUUUUUGUCUACUCAACGUUCAAUUUAAAUGAAAAUAACUUCUUCAUACACAGGAUCAACGUCAAAGAUCUUAUAAGAAACACGCCGUGUGCGAGAAAAAUG